GAGAACUUGAACUUCAAGCUGAGCACUUAAUCAUCUAGCAGGGGCGCAGGUCGGUUCUUUUGGACGUCUUCAAUUGCUUGCGGUAGCGCAAGAGGUAUUUUCAACGAAGCAGGAAAGUUUGCGAUUCCCAGCAUGGCAGCAGCAGGCACGUUUGCAAAGGCGGCUGCCGGGCAUUCCGCCCUGAGCCUUUCACAGACAAGCCGCAUUCAGCAGCAGACUGUGGCGCCCCUUGCAUCGUCCGCUUCUGUCUGCCUGCGCGGCUCAUCAACGCUUUCUGCAAAGCCGAGUGUAGUAUACAAGGAUGGGCGGCAGGACCAGGCAGUGCGUUGUGUGAUGGCCCCUGAGAAGGCUGACGUGAAGCAGAAUGUGGGGGAUUUCCAGAGGCCCGAUGCGAUGGGGAGGUUUGGCAAGUAUGGGGGCAAGUAUGUGCCCGAGACCCUGAUGUAUGCACUGUCGGAUUUGGAAAAGACAUACAAGGAAGUAACUGCUGAUCCAGCAUUCCAGGAGGAACUGAAAGGCAUCUUGAAGGACUACGUUGGCCGCGAGUCUCCCCUGUACUUUGCGGAGAGACUGACGGAGCGCUACAAGAGGGAAGACGGGACUGGGCCAAACAUCUACCUGAAGCGAGAGGAUUUGAAUCAUACCGGCGCUCACAAGAUCAACAAUGCUGUGGGGCAAGCCCUGCUGGCAAAGCGAAUUGGCAAGAAGCGGAUCAUUGCGGAGACGGGGGCCGGCCAGCAUGGCGUCGCCACUGCAACUGCGUGUGCCCGUUUUGGCUUCCAGUGCGUGGUCUACAUGGGAGCGCAGGACAUGGAAAGGCAGGCGCUCAACGUGUUCCGGAUGAGGCUGCUGGGAGCUGAGGUGCGACCAGUGACGGCCGGCACUGCAACGCUGAAGGACGCCACGUCAGAGGCAAUCCGAGACUGGGUGACGAAUGUGGAGGACACGCACUACAUUCUGGGCAGUGUGGCAGGGCCCCACCCGUACCCCAUGAUGGUGCGCGACUUCCAUGCAGUUAUUGGAGAGGAGACGCGGCGGCAGGCCCAUGAAAAGUUCGGCAAGGACCCUGACAUUCUAGUUGCGUGCGUGGGGGGUGGCUCGAAUGCAAUGGGUCUUUUCCACGAGUUCGUGAACGACGCGCAUGUGCGGAUGAUUGGGGUGGAGGCUGCAGGGCACGGCACACACACCGACAAGCACGCCGCGACGCUGACACUUGGCACGCAGGGAGUGCUCCAUGGGGCUAUGAGCUACCUGCUGCAGGACACGGACGGGCAGGUCAUCGAGCCGCACUCCAUUAGCGCAGGUUUGGACUACCCGGGAGUGGGUCCUGAGCACAGCUUCCUCAAGGACCUUGGUCGGGCGGAAUACUUUAGCGUGACGGACGACGAAGCUUUGGACGCUUUCGAGCGGACGUCGAAGCUGGAGGGGCUUAUCCCGGCUCUAGAAACGUCACAUGCACUGGCUUACCUCGAGGACUUGUGUCCUACCUUAGCGGACGGCACGAAUGUUGUUGUGAACUUCAGUGGUCGGGGGGACAAGGACGUACAAACGGCAAUCAAGCUUUUGGGAGAUAGGGUCAAGGGAGGUUUGAGCACACCGGGUCACUAACAUGGACAAUUAAACCUUAAUAUCGAGGCAAUCUCAAAAUUGCAUGAAUGAG
Molecule: messenger RNA, 1660 nt
Organism: Klebsormidium nitens
Lineage: Eukaryota; Viridiplantae; Streptophyta; Klebsormidiophyceae; Klebsormidiales; Klebsormidiaceae
Source: the annotation of a GenBank genome assembly